Molecule: messenger RNA, 987 nt
Organism: Penicillium cataractarum
Lineage: Eukaryota; Fungi; Ascomycota; Eurotiomycetes; Eurotiales; Aspergillaceae
Product: SEC14 family lipid-binding protein
Exons: 3
Source: RefSeq, a predicted model, not a curated record
AGCUCCCCCACCGACCCCAAGUACGACAACUACGAUUACCCGACCACCGCGCCGGAGAAGCAAGAUGGCCACCCCGGCCACACCACCCCGGAACAGGAUGCGCAGGUUCACCAGUUGCGGACGAUGCUCGAGCAGCUCGGUUACACGGAGCGAUUGGAUACUCUGACUCUGCUGCGAUUCCUGCGUGCCCGCAAGUUCGAUGUUGAGGCGUCCAAGGCUAUGUUCGUGAACUGUGAGGAGUGGCGCAAGAAGUUUGGCACCGAUGACCUGCCCAAGACCUUCGAGUACCCCGAGAAGCCCGACGUGUUCAAGUUCUACCCUCAAUACUACCACAAGACCGACAAGGAUGGCCGCCCCGUCUACAUCGAGAAGCUGGGCAAGAUCGACCUGAAUGAAAUGUACAAGAUCACCACCGGCGAGCGCAUGCUGCAGAACCUGGUCACCGAGUACGAGAAGCUGGCCGACCCCCGUCUGCCCGCCUGCUCCCGCAAGGCCGGCAAGCUCCUCGAGACUUGCUGCACCAUCAUGGACUUGAAGGGCGUUGGCAUCACUAGCAUCCCCUCCGUCUACGGCUACGUCCGCCAGGCCUCCGAGAUCUCCCAGAACUACUACCCCGAGCGCCUGGGCAAGCUGUACCUGAUCAACGCCCCCUGGGGUUUCAGCAGCGUCUUCUCCGUCGUCAAGGGCUUCCUCGACCCCGUCACCGUGAACAAGAUCCACGUCCUCGGCUCCGGUUACCAGAAGGAGCUCCUCGCCCAGGUCCCCGCCGAGAACCUCCCCGUCGAGUUCGGUGGUUCCUGCAAGUGCGAGGGCGGCUGCGAGUUGUCCGAUAUGGGUCCCUGGCAGGAGUCUGAGUGGGCUCGUCCUCCCGCGUGGGCCACCGCUGCUCCUAAGAAGGAGGGCGAGGAGGCUGUCAUUCAGAACGAGGAUCCCGGCCUCGAGAAGAAGGAUGCUGAGGGUCAGGAGGGUGCCCAGGCCAGCGCUUAA